Messenger RNA from Onychostoma macrolepis, 3118 nucleotides. It is a transcript of the gene pip5k1aa, whose product is annotated as phosphatidylinositol-4-phosphate 5-kinase, type I, alpha, a. Bases 407 to 2116 code for a protein of 569 amino acids. Lineage: Eukaryota; Metazoa; Chordata; Actinopteri; Cypriniformes; Cyprinidae. The transcript has 16 exons. Gene Ontology annotation, biological process: phosphatidylinositol metabolic process. The record is from RefSeq and is a predicted model, not a curated record. Gene Ontology annotation, molecular function: phosphatidylinositol kinase activity.
ACGUUGUCUGUUUAAGGGUUAAAUGCCCACAUGGACUAGUGUGUAUCACUCUAGCGCCCCCUGUAGUGUAGAAAGCCAGUUUGUCUAAGUUCAGCGGCCACCGCGCCCAGCAGGACAGUGCGGCGCAACAACGUCACUUCCGCCUGUUUGUUAGGUUCGAGGAACGAGGACGCUUCCGUGCGUUUCAGCUGGUUAUUUACUUCGGAUGGACCCGGUAAAGUAAUAAAAACAAGAAUUUCGAGUACCUCAAAGAGUCGCACGAAGCAGCGAGCAGUUCUGAACGUAAACAAAAGUUUAACGGCCCUGUUUUUGAUCCUCGAGUAAAAACGAAGUAAAUAAGUUGAGGGCUGUGGGGCAUAAACCACGAGUGAAAACAAGCAGGACCAUAUGAAACUUCCGCCAGAAAAUGGCUACGCCGGCUGUCGUUUCCACGGAUGGAGCGAGCUCCAGUAUUCCUGGAAAUCGAAAGAUGGCUUCCUCAGAGCUUCUCAGCAUCUCUGGUGCAUCCCAGACGAACAAAAAGACCAUGGGACACAGAGGAAUUGACCCCACUGGGGAAACCACAUAUAAAAAGACCACAUCAUCUGCUCUGAAAGGUGCCAUUCAGCUGGGCAUCACACACAGUGUGGGAAGCUUGAGCCAGAAGCCGGAGAGAGACGUGCUCAUGCAGGACUUUGAAGUGGUAGAAAGCAUCUUCUUUCCCAGUCAAGGCAGCAACUCAACUCCAGGUCAUCACCAUGGUGACUUCAAGUUCAAAACGUAUGCUCCCAUUGCAUUCCGCUACUUCAGAGAGAUGUUUGGGAUCCGACCUGAUGACUACCUGUACUCUCUUUGUAAUGAACCCCUUAUUGAGCUGUCUAAUCCUGGAGCGAGCGGGUCUCUCUUCUACGUGUCUAGUGAUGAUGAGUUUAUAAUUAAGACGGUACAACACAAAGAGGCGGAAUUCUUGCAAACACUCCUGCCAGGUUACUUCAUGAACCUGAACCAGAACAUGCGUACGCUGCUUCCUAAGUUCUACGGCCUCUACUGCGUUCAGGCCGAGGGGAAGAACAUCCGAAUUGUAGUGAUGAACAACCUGCUGCCACGCGCUGUACCCAUGCACCUUAAAUUCGACAUGAAGGGCUCGACAUAUAAGCGACGUUCUUCACCGAAAGAGAGGGCCAAGGAUUUGCCUACGUACAAAGACCUAGACUUCAUGCAGGACAUGCCUGAGGGCAUAUUGCUGGAGAGUGACCACUACAAUGCCCUAUGCAGGACUAUUCAGAGAGACUGUCGGGUACUACAAAGUUUUAAAAUCAUGGACUACAGUCUGUUGAUGGGUAUCCACAACUUGGACCGGGCUGGUGAAGAGGCAUCUACUGCAGUGCCCGAUACCCAGAAAAAGGCACAAGGGCAGAAGCCCCUUUACUGUACUGCCAUUGAGUCUAUUCAAGGGGAAUCCAAGGGCAAGACUUCACCACAGCCCUAUGAAAGCAUGGGAGGAAUUCCAGCAUUUAAUUCAAAAGGAGAAAAAUUGCUGGUUUUCAUCGGCAUCAUUGACAUCCUCCAGUCUUACAGGCUUGUGAAGAAGUUGGAGCACUCAUGGAAAGCUCUGCUGCAUGAUGGGGACACUGUAUCUGUGCACCGGCCGAGUUUCUAUGCAGAUCGUUUCCAGAAGUUUAUGUGCAAUAUGGUCUUCAAAAAACCUACUUUGAAAACGUCUCCCUCAAAGAAAAGUCGAGGAGGAACCGUGUCUGGUGGGAAGAAGUCAAACAUUUCAGUAUCUGGACUAUUACAACAACAGUCCCUUCCUGUAGCAGCAGAACAAACACAGCCACAACAGACUACAGCGCAGCUGUGCAGCCAUGGAGCUGUGUCCCUCAGCCCAGACACUCAAGGAGACAGCGGUGUGCAGACUGCUCGUCCUGACCUUCUCCCACAGCAACUGAAUGAAGAUGAGAUCACAAGUAGCUCAGCUGAUACGACCCUGUCAGCAACCUCUCCUGUAAGCUUUCAGCCCUCAAACACUCCAGCUCUGAGUCGUAGCAGUAUAGCUGCCCAGUCAUCAGGGGAAAGCUUGGAUUUGGAACCCAUUUCACUCAGCGAGAUUGUUCCUCAGACAAGCACGUCAGAAUGAAAGACUUUGGAUAAACAGGACAAAACAAAGCCCUCAAGGACAAUGAUUUACUCUCUUUUAAGGACAUCAGAAAAGAAAGAAAAACAUAAGUAAGAUGGACUUGCUGUAAACACCUAUGGAAGUGGAAACCAGAGAAUCUGGAGAACAAAAGAGAGUAGUGCACAUGUUCAUAAAACUGUAAAGAUAAAGAUAUUCUCCCCCUUUUUUAUAUAUAUAUUUCUUUGGAUGUCGACAGCACAGCAUCCAAUACUGCUGCUAUGAAAUGGAACCAAAAGAAGAUGCCACUGUUAUACCUCAACAGUGUGAUAUUACUGUUCUCAAACAGUGCCAUAUUUGCAGGAACUUCCAGAGUCUGAUAAUGUUCACAGCAGAAGUCAAGUGAUGAACUUCAUGUGACCUGCUCUUGGAGAGCAAACAGGUCUUUUGAGUACCUCUGUGAGCGUUUUCUAGUGGACUUCAUUUGACCAUGCAUCUUUUUUCUCUUAGUUUGCCAAGGAGACGAAUCUACAGGGGUCAUGUUAUUUACUUUGCUAAGGGAUGAAAGGAAAUCUGGUUGAUUGUGAAUUUUUAUUGCCUAUUUUUAAGCCAUUUUAGGAAUAUGGCAAGAUUAUCAAAACAAAAACAAAAAAAUGUAGGAAUAGUCGAGCCAGAUCAGGUUGCCUGAACAAUCACAUAAGAAGACACUUUUCAAAUCUGUAAAAUGUAUUCGACUUGGUUUUAUGAAUCGGUUCGAUUGCAGUACUGUGAUAUUGUAUUGGAUAUUUAAAUGUGCCUUAAUCACAAGAGUUAUUUUGCCUUGUCAUGAACAGGAAGCCUUUUACCAUGCAUGAUGACUGUGAGUUAACUGUGCACAAUUGCAUGGUCAUCUCAAGUGUGGAGAAAAAAAAAUCAGUCAGUUGAUGUGACUAUUAUCAUAUACUAAUUUUUAAAAAAAUAUUUGGAGCUUGCCAAGAAAAUGUUUUUCCUAGUUUUAUUUGCUUUACAUUGUUUGCGAGAGAGAGA